AUGAAUACUGCUAGUACCGUAGCCACUAACGCAUUUGAGGCAUACAACAGCACUGAUCGUACUAUGCAACGGCAAGCGCAAACGCACUACCAACAGCAGCAGCACCCUUUUUUAAAUCAAGAGCAACUGUACGGUUCUAACCGUCAAUCAGGUGCGAUGUGGGAAAGACAGCAUCAGGGGUCAUACAACAUUUCUUCUAGCAAUGACUGCACGCCCAUGUCUCAGUAUAUGCGUGAUAAAUACCACUCACUCUCGACUAGCACAUCUGCCCAAAAUUACACUCGAAACAUCAACACUGAAGAUGAGCCUCCAUUGUCUGUAGGCAGUGCAGCAGAAUUCUCUAAAAUGACAGCAAACAACAAAUAUGGGAAUAAUUCUUCUCUUGAAGAUAAUGGCUAUCUGAAUUUGAUGAACGAAAAGUCUAGUAACACAACGAUUUACGCAGAGGACGAGUGUCAAGACCAACAUGAGCGAAACAAGGACACGGAUCAAGACGAUACGCAUGGAGAGGAGAGAUUGACAUGUCCCAAAGAAAAUGUUGUAGAGAGGAAGAGAUACAGAAGAGAAUCACAUAAUGCAGUCGAGAGAAGAAGACGAAACAACAUCAAUGAUAACAUCAGGAGCCUAGGCUUGCUCUUGCCCGAAUAUAUGUGUCAAGGUAAACUGAAUAAAGGUACUAUAUUACAAGGCUCAGUGAUGUAUGUACACAUGCUGAACGACCAGCUGUCCAAGUACAAGGCAAGACUGGAGGAUCUCAAAUAUGAAGCAGCUGCCCUGAAUCCUUCGCUGUUGCAUUCAGCCACCUCAGCAAAGUACAGCCAUCCGGCUCAGAACCAGCAAAUGUAA
Mucor velutinosus is the source of this 846-nucleotide messenger RNA. RefSeq lists its product as uncharacterized. The transcript has 3 exons. Gene Ontology annotation, molecular function: RNA polymerase II cis-regulatory region sequence-specific DNA binding; protein dimerization activity; DNA-binding transcription factor activity, RNA polymerase II-specific. Lineage: Eukaryota; Fungi; Mucoromycota; Mucoromycetes; Mucorales; Mucoraceae. The record is from RefSeq and is a predicted model, not a curated record. The coding region runs from base 1 to 846 and encodes 281 amino acids. Gene Ontology annotation, cellular component: nucleus. Gene Ontology annotation, biological process: regulation of transcription by RNA polymerase II.